Molecule: messenger RNA, 858 nt
Organism: Rodentolepis nana
Lineage: Eukaryota; Metazoa; Platyhelminthes; Cestoda; Cyclophyllidea; Hymenolepididae
Source: the annotation of a GenBank genome assembly
AUGAGAUACAUCAUAGACGAAAAUACCCGUUCGACUGAGAGCAGUGAAACUAGAUGCUGGACGUCUAAUCAACCCCCAGCGACAUUUGUGAGGACCGCUCUUCUACAAAGAAAUCCUGGAGAAGAGGGUUUCGGUUUUGUUCUCACCAAUUCCAAGUCCUCGACUUCUAGACGUCCUGGUGAUCACUGCAUUGCUCGAGUGGUGCCCGGAAGUGCAUCAGAUCGAUCGCGUCUACUGCAUGUCGGUGACCGUCUGAUUUCCGUGAAUGGGGUCAAUGUGACUAAUUUACCUCGAGAAGAAGUUGUUCGUCUUGUCAAAUCAAGCGGCUCCCAACUUGCACUCUCCUUCCUCUCUCAUAGUGCCCGUAUGUUGAAUGCUCUCUGUGCUAGAUGUAUAGCAAAAAUCCGCGGUUUUUUGGAUCUGGAAGUUGCCGUAAUGCCCUCCUAUGAGCAGAUGCAGUUCUACAGCAGCCAAUUCUUUCCUAAUCAACAACGACAACAGCAUCAACAUCAUCAUCAGAAGGCUCGAGCAAUUUUCUUCCAAGUCACUCUCUUCCGAUCCAGUCGUGGAUUCGGUUUCUCCAUUCGUGGAGGUCACGAGUUCAAUCAAAUGCCGCUCGCUGUACUACGAGUUGAAUUCACUGUGAAGAGCUCAAACACUAGUGGUUCCUUCAAAGUGAAGGAGCUCAAUUCGACACAGUCGGUAGAAGACGCUCGUAUUUUAAUAAUUACGCCUAAAGAUGGCGAAGCAGGAGCCAUCUGCCCGGACCAUUUCACCACCAUGGACGCCAUUGUCGCUUGCAAACAAACUAAUUUCGGGAUUGGUGGACGCAUCGUUGAAGUAAGCACUUACCAAUAA